AUGCUUAUAGGACGAGGACCUUCACAUUCACCUGAAAGUUCACCAUCACGUCCGAAUUAUACCCGGCAAAGGUCACGGAAUUGUAAUUCACCGACACUCUUGAGUAAUUUCAUAAAGCAACGAGACGAGGAAUAUUCAGGUCCUCGAGUACCACCACAUCGACCAGCAUAUGAUGAUAAUGAUGGUCAUGAUAAUGAUAAUCAAAGUUUUUCAUUGGUUGAUGGUUAUUUACCGAAUCGAUCGCGACGAUUAUCACCGAUACGUGGAACUCAUAUGAAUCAACGGAUCUAUUCAGGUACACCGUCACCACAAAUGCUUACGGAUGAUGAUGAACCAAUGCCAACUGCAGUGCGUCAACGAAGACUUCCAUUAAUUGGCAUGCUACCUCCGCCAGCACCAUUGCGCUCACCGGAACACUACUCAAGUCCGUAUCAUCCGGCUCAUCCGGCACGAAGUGAUCUUAAUGCAGCUGGCGGUGCUCCUCCAUCUGUUUACUAUACAUCAACGGAUGAUAUACCAUCACCAUCUCCCAGUUCUGCACACAAUUUCCCACUUUAUGGGCAAGGUGGUACCUAUGGACCACGUUUACCAGGUGCUUAUGGUUGGAGGACAUCAUCUGUCACCGUUGGCUAUCAUGGUAAUAAUAUUAUACCAUAUAGUCGAGUACCAAGUAGCGGUAACAGUGCACCAACGGUGAUUUAUGCAGGUAAUCGGUCACGACCAGUGAUACGCGUGAUACGAGCCCAGCCAGGUAAUGUACCACUUAGUGAUUCUGAUAACGAUGAACAAAAAUGGGCUGUUGUUUAAAUGGUAUGUGAUUAUUCGUUGCUUUCUG
Loa loa (African eye worm) is the source of this 835-nucleotide messenger RNA. Its product is annotated as uncoordinated protein 2. The transcript has 4 exons. The coding region runs from base 1 to 807 and encodes 268 amino acids. NCBI's taxonomy places the organism in Eukaryota, Metazoa, Nematoda, Chromadorea, Rhabditida, Onchocercidae. The record is from RefSeq and is a predicted model, not a curated record.